UCUCUCCGUCCCCAAACCCUAGCCCCCAAAUCCCCUCGCUCCCUCUCUCUCUCACUUAGAGUUUGUUCAUGCCCGAGCUGCUCGCCAUGGUGGCUGUCGUCGUCACGGCCACUGGGUUCCCCGGUGCCUGAUAAUACAUGGAGGGGCUCCUGCAUCGUCGUCUCCUUCGCCCUCGACUAAGGUCUCGAGCUAGGAGGGCCCCGUGCGCCGCCAUCGACUGUCUUCUCCGCGCACGGCCGUCGCCAUUUGCCGUCGAUUGCCUCGGCCACGGACCACCCCGCGCCUCCCCGAGCUCUUCAUACGCCUCUUGUUUUGCAAGGAUACCCUGACCGCGCGUGUGCCUCGUGCGCCGCCGCCGUCAAACGCCAGGCGUCUCUGAUUUCCGUUGAGUUGAUCCCGACGUCCACCGGCAGGAAGCCCAUACAGUGGCGACUACAAAUGAACAACUAGCAGGUAAUACCACUUGCAAUCAAAGACACGAGGGCACCAAAAGUUUGAGCAGUAUGGAUCCUAUGAAUAAUGUUCAAAUGCAUACGAGCCAGGGAGGAUUUAGUACGCCCAAAAAGAACACAAACAUACCUCUCUUCUCUUCGUCUUUUAUACCUGAAUGUGAUGAGCAUCUGAAGCCUAAAGUGGGUAUGACAUUUGAAGGACUCGGCUGUGGAGAAGUUCUACAAGGAAUAUGCGCAUCAAUCAGGUUUUGGUGUUCGCAUUGGACAACAAAAAAAGAUUGAUAAUAAGGUGGUCCGUACUAAGCGUUUCAUGUGUAAUAGGGAAGGAUUCAAGGCAAAAGAUAGUAAAGAGACUAAUGACCCCUUGAGGAAAAGGCGUAAGCAGACAGAUACGCGAUGCGGUUGUGAUGCCCAUAUCUUUGUUAGACUUUGUGGGGAGAACACCUACAAGAUAGACUCACUGAUUGAGCACCAUGUUCAUGGCCUUGUAUCGCCUAAUAAGCGUCAUUUGAUCAGAUCAAAUCGUAGAGUUAGUGAGAGGGCAAAAAAUACUUUAUACACAUGUCAUAAGGCAAGUAUUGGAACGUCGCAGGCAUACAGGCUCCUGCAAGUUAGUGAGGGUGGAAUUCCGAAUGCUGGGUGCACAAAGAGGGACUUGCAGAAUUACUACCGCGGACUCAGGUAUAAAAUCAGAGAUGCAGAUGCUCAAAUGUUUGUGGCCCAAUUAGCUAGAAAGCAGGAAGUGAAUUCAGCAUUUUUCUAUGAUUUUGAGGUGAAUGAUGAGGGGGAGUUGGUGCGUGUGUUCUGGGCGGAUGCCACCAGUAGGAAGAACUAUAGUCACUUUGGUGAUGUGAUAUCCUUCGAUUCUACAUACACCACUAAUAAGUAUAACAUGAUAUUUGCACCAUUUACAGGGGUUAAUCAUCACUUACAAAGUGUCUUUUUUGGUGCUGCAUUCUUAUCAAAUGAGAAGGAUGAGUCAUACAUUUGGUUAUUUCAGACCUUCCUAACAGCAAUGGGAGGGGCAGCACCUAGACUCAUCAUAACCGAUGAAGCCACUAGCAUCAAGAAUGGUAUUGAUAAAGUUCUUCCAACAACUGUGCAUAGGUUGUGCAUGUGGCAUAUAAUGGAAAAGGUUCCUGAAAAGGUUGGACCUUCGAUUAGAGAAGAUUCUGAUUUUUGGACAAGAUUGAACUCGUGUGUUUGGGGUUCGGAAACUUCAACUGAGUUUGAGUCACAAUGGAAUUCCAUCAUUACUGAUUUUGGGUUGGAGGAAAAUGAGUGGUUGGCCAAGAGGUUUAGCAUUCGAGACACAUGGAUACCAGCGUACUUUAUGGAUAUAUCUCUAGCAGGCAUUCUUCGAACCACUUCAAGAUCAGAAAGUGCAAAUUCUUUUUUUAACCGCUUCAUUCAUCGAAGGCUCGCUUUUGUUGAGUUUUGGCUGAGGUUUGACACAACUUUAGAAUGCCAACGUGAGGAAGAAUUAAUGGCACACAACAGAAGCAUACAUACCACCCCUCAACUAUUUACACCAUGGACAAUGGAGAAACAAGGUAGUGAGGUAUUCACAUAUGAGGUGUUCGAGAAACUUCAGCUACAGAUUAUUGCUGCUAGAGACCAUUGUUUUGUUCAGAGUAUUACACAAGGUGUGGGGGUAAAAAAUGUGACCCUGAGAGGUCGGUCUGGUAAAGUUAGGGAGGUUUGCUAUGACACUACAAGCAUGACAGCAAACUGUUCGUGCAAGUUGUUUGAGUCAGUCGGUUUUCCAUGUCGCCAUAUUAUCCAAGUGUUGAGGAUUGAAAACCAAAAUGAGCUUCCCAGCCACUACAUUAUGAAAAGAUGGCAGAAGAGGUGCAAAAGGGAGAAUGUUUAUGAUGAACAGGGAAACCUACUAGAAGAAAAACCCACGGAUGCACUGGAUGCGGCCACGAGAAAGAAGAUUUCAACUGUACGCAAUAAGAUGGAAGAACUUAUUCAAAAGGCGAAGCAUUCAGAUGAAGGCAUGGACUUCUUAACAUCAAGUGUUUUGAACAUUGAGGCGCCUUUGGACCAAAUGGUCCCUGCAGCUACCCAAAGCACUAGGCAAGAGGAAUAUGAGGCUUUUAUUGGUUGCAAUAUUCCAACCGAAGUUCAUAUACAUCCGCCAAUGGAUGUUCGUACCGUGGGAAGAUGCAAAAGAAUAAAGCAAGGAAAGGAGAUUAAGGAGGGGGAUCGGAAAAAUAAGGACAAAGAAGGGAAGGUAAAGGUCGCACGCUUGUGCAAGACGUGCAAGCAAAUGGUGUUUCAUGAUAGUCGUAAUUGUCCAAGCAAAAAAGGGAAAGGGAGUGUGAUUGUGCAAGAUAUGCAGCCAAAUAGUGCUUCCUGAUACAACAAGUUGUCCAAGCAAAGAAUAAAUUUAUCUAUGUUAUCAUGUACACUUUGGUGUACUGAAUUCAUGUAAUGGAUCAGAAUUUGUGUUAUGUCAAAAAAAAAAUCUUGAUUUAUGACAA
This is a messenger RNA of Triticum aestivum (bread wheat), 2941 nucleotides long. Its product is annotated as protein FAR1-RELATED SEQUENCE 5. Lineage: Eukaryota; Viridiplantae; Streptophyta; Magnoliopsida; Poales; Poaceae. The transcript has 6 exons. Gene Ontology annotation, molecular function: zinc ion binding. The coding region runs from base 763 to 2817 and encodes 684 amino acids. The record is from RefSeq and is a predicted model, not a curated record.